GUUCAACAAGUGCAUGGAACAUCGGAAACCUCCUGGAAAUGCUGAAUUUGCCUCGAGAUGUCCUGAAGUCCAGCAUACUUCUCUGGGCAGCCUCGAGGCUCAGGAACCCAGCCCAGCCCAGCUUACUGUGCCCUCUCAGCCAGUCCUUCUUAGCCUUCAGCAGCCCUCCCUCUUCCUGAGUAGUGGCCCUUCGCAGGCCUGCGUCCCAGCCCCGCCCCUCUCUCUGGACGCAUCUCUGGGCCCCAUCAUCACCCGGCGCCGGGCCCUCCCUCUGCCCCCCCUUUCUCCUCCCUCCUUCCCUCCCUCCUUUCCUCCCUCUCUCCCUCCCUCCCAGCUCCUGCACCAGGAAACGGCCCGGAUCCCGGCAGCGGCCUGACCCGUGAGAUCCCUAACCUGGCAGGCGGGCGGGGUUGAAGACUGGCUGAGGUGGGGGGCUCCACGCUGGCUGGGAGGAUGAAAGGCCCCAGCUGGGGGCUCCUUGCCACCAGCGCUGUGUCUUAAGAGCUGCCAUCCCGGCUGGCUGCCCGGAUGGCGACCCCAGCCUCCGCCCCAGACACACGGGCUCUGGUGGCAGACUUUGUAGGUUAUAAGCUGAGGCAGAAAGGUUAUGUCUGUGGAACUGGCCCCGGGGAGGGCCCAGCAGCUGACCCGCUGCACCAAGCAAUGCGGGCAGCUGGAGAUGAAUUCGAGACCCGCUUCCGGCGCACCUUCUCUGAUCUGGCGGCUCAGCUGCAUGUGACCCCAGGUUCAGCCCAACAACGCUUCACCCAGGUCUCCGAUGAACUUUUCCAAGGGGGUCCCAACUGGGGCCGCCUUGUAGCCUUCUUUGUCUUUGGGGCUGCACUGUGUGCUGAGAGUGUCAACAAGGAGAUGGAACCACUGGUGGGACAAGUGCAGGAGUGGAUGGUGGCCUACCUGGAGACGCGGCUGGCCGACUGGAUCCACAGCAGUGGGGGCUGGGCGGAGUUCACAGCUCUAUACGGGGACGGGGCCCUGGAGGAGGCGCGGCGUCUGCGGGAGGGGAACUGGGCAUCAGUGAGGACAGUGCUGACAGGGGCCGUGGCACUGGGGGCCCUGGUAACUGUAGGGGCCUUUUUUGCUAGCAAGUGAAAGUCCAGGGCCAGGUGGGGCUAGGUGUGGCUGGGGGUCUGGAGAGCAGGAACAGAACAGAGAAAUGCCCUUGGAAGAAGUGGAGUUGGUGGAUGGGUGGGCAUGGAACAGGGAUGGGCAGGGGAAGGGUAGUGUGUAAGGGAGCUGAGUAGGCCAGGUAGGCGAUUAGAAGAAUGAGCAGGACAUAGGGGAGGGGAAUGUUUUGGCAAGUUUAGGGGGGCAGGAGAUGGAGUCGUUCCAGGGCUGGGGGAGGUGGGAGGGAUCAUGCCUAUAGGUGUGGGCACAUGAAACGACCUGGAACUUGGUUUGUAGCCAUGAGGAAUGUGGACUUGCAUAAGCAGUUGUGUUUCCAUUGGAUGAGUGGAAUUUGGGGAACAUAGAAGGUACAUCCCUUUGGAAUGGAAGCUUGAGGGUUCUUGGGCGAUAGGGAGAGGUGGCUGUAACCAUGGGCUGCUUGGACACACGUGUGCAUGUGCACGCAUGCUGCUGUGCAUGCUGGGCUGCCUGGCAAAUCUGGUGGUGGUGGUAUUCCCCAAGGAGAAAACAUUCCCUCUUGCAAUGGCAAGAACUAGGAGCAGUUCUCUGCCCUGCCCCCCACAACCCCUCCUUUCCCUUGCCGUUGUCCUGAUGCCUCAAGGCUUAGAGAGAAACAUUGUAUCCAGACAUAGGGCUCUGCUGCUUCUCUCCAGAAAGUAAUUGGCAAGGCUUUGGCAAGAAGAGCAGUGACCUUGUUCUUUCAUCAUCCCCCUUCUUUGUGCAUCAUGCACUUGCUGCUGCCUCCCAGGCUCUGACAAAAGGGCAGGGCUGUUGAGCCUGGAUGGGUGGAGGCUUAGGUAGCUGGACCUGCCUGCCACCCUCCUCUCCCACUCAGGCACAAUGCUGCCUAAAGUGUUUCCAGUCUCUGGGACCUCUGUACUCAAACUGAAACUCUUAAGUUGGGGCCCUAACUAAUUUUCCUUUUGAGGUUGUGGACAUAAGUGCUGAUGUAGAAUACAGUCUGGGUCCCACACUGUGUCUCAGUGAGACUGCUGAUGAUGCCUUGAGAGGACCAUUUCAGCUCUGAAUCCCAUGGGUGUGAGGGUGACUGGCCUAUGCUGUGUUGUGGGCUUUGGUUCAGCUUUAUCAGGGACCAGGCAUAUGGGUUCUAGAGUAUCUACCAUGACCUAGGAGCAUUUAUGAUUUCUUUGAAGCCACGCUGUUUGCAUGGGUGUUACUUGUCUGUACUUCAGAGUCUGAGGAUGUUAACUUUGGAACUUGCAGUCCUCUAGAACAGCUUCAGAUUAUAGCUUUUUCUUUUGAGGAAGAAAUUACUCACUCCAGAUGCAUGCCCUGAGCCAGACCUCACUGCUGCACUUUCCAAGGUGCUAAGAUUGCUGCUCUCCAAUGCUGACUUUCUGACACAGUGCUCUAGAACCCUGCCUGUGGUCCUGAGCACGGAUCAGCUUAGCUAGACCAUGGUUGACUCUUCUUGGAGAUUUUCACUUGGUCCUAGAAUGUGGCAACGUAGUUGUGCUCGCCAGAAUGUGGGACCAAAUUGGCCUCAGGUGUUUAGUCCAGACUUCUGCUUUUGAGAGAGGGCUGCACUUUUUAAUGGUUUUUCCAGGGGAGGUGGUAGGCUGCAUGUGCCACUUGGUCUUGUUGUGAGUAUGCUGACGCCAGAAACUCAGAGCCAACCUGUGGCAAGCAGUUGGGGUGGGGGGGUCUCUGACUUGCUCAGGACAAACUAGGCCAGUGGUUUUCAAACUGCUUGGCAGAGCCCUGAAAUUCCCUAGGGGUUGCAUCAGGAGUCCCUGGGGAGAUGAAGGGGGUGGGGAGCUGAGCAGGCUGGGCAAUUUGCCCUCUAACAGAACAGCUCCCCUUGUAGCUGUCUUACAUAUCGGGGUUCAGGGUAAGAUUUUAUUUGCAUUAAGGGGUUUGCUGCUGAAAAAAAGUUGGAAAACCACUGACUAGACCAUCGGUUCCAAAUUGGAGCCUGUGCUUCCUUCCCCAGGUUUGGAGCACACUGUUCACCCUACCCUUUGCCACAGGACGCAUAUCCCUGUUAGCAUUCCCGGGGACCUUUAGCCAAGAGGGGCUGCAGGGACCAUGGCCAGGUUACUGAAAUGCCCUGCUCUGAAGCCUUGACACCUGGGUGGAAAGAGAGGCUGUUUUCUGACAGGGUAAAUGGCUUGGUCUGGAUUCCCAGAAGCAUAGCUUAGAUGGGACCACAGAGGGGAAUUUUGACCUGUCCUGCCCUUCUUAGCUUGAAGGGAAACCCCAGAGACUCUUCUGUCAGGGAAAACUAGGGACUCUCUUCUAGAGCCAUAUAGUUCCUUGGGAUUAGCUCUUGGCCAAGAAGGCUGAGUAUGGCUCCCAAUUUUUAAAUCCAUUUCAUUUUUUUUAAAAAUAAGGGAAAUAAAUGUAAUUGCCAUUUUUCAAAGAUUAAGUAGGAGGAGAGGGGUUUCUUGCUUUCCAGAGCCAAAAGGGACAAAUAGAGACUUUGCUUAGGCCAAGGAAGGAGCAGAAGUAGGGCAACUUGGUCCUGCGAUUAUUAAUCCUACUCCCCACUUAUUCUAGGGCACACAUACACUAUUUUACUUUUUUAAAAUCAUAAAACGGCAGAAGAGAUUUGGUUAGUUUAGAAGAAAAGAAAGCUCUAUAAAUAUAAAUCUAUAUUCCUGUAUUUUUAUUUAAUAAUUUAUAAAUACCAAGUUCAUUUGACUUUUAUUUUUGUGUAAUAUGUAAUGGUCGUAUUAAAAAAAAUAAAUAAAGCCCAGAAGUUUAAUGAGAA
Callithrix jacchus (white-tufted-ear marmoset) is the source of this 3880-nucleotide messenger RNA. RefSeq names its product BCL2 like 2 (gene BCL2L2). Gene Ontology annotation, cellular component: mitochondrial outer membrane. Gene Ontology annotation, molecular function: BH domain binding. Lineage: Eukaryota; Metazoa; Chordata; Mammalia; Primates; Cebidae. Gene Ontology annotation, biological process: extrinsic apoptotic signaling pathway in absence of ligand; regulation of apoptotic process; release of cytochrome c from mitochondria. The record is from RefSeq and is a predicted model, not a curated record.